ACGAGCAGUGUCCGCAGGACCUCAGCUCUGUGUCCCUGGCCGCCGCCCCCGCCGUGGCGCCGCAUCCUCCCCUUACCUGUCUUGAGAGGGUACAGGCAGCGGCCGGGGCUUGGGGUGGUCGCGCAGCCGCCAAAUAUCUCCUCCAAGCCGCCUUUCCCAGCAGGCGGCUCUUCUCAGCCGGGUCCAGGUUGGGGGGAAAAUGGCGCCGGGGCCCCUAGGCGUCCAGGAGAUGCAGCUGCUGGAGGGUCGUUUGGGACCGCUUUUCCGGCUUCUGUUCCUCGCCCAGGCCAUCCUCCUGCUGCCUGCCGCCCGGGCAGGCCUCUGUCCCGUGCAGUGCUCCUGCCGCAUUCCUUUGCUGGACUGCAGUCGCAGGAAACUGGCCGCGCCAAGCUGGAGAGCGCUGUCGGGCCCGCUGCCCCCCGACACCGCCAGCCUGGAUUUGAGUCAUAAUCGAUUGUCAAACUGGAACAUCAGCCUGGAAUCACAAACAUUACAGGAAGUGAAAAUGAAUUACAACGAGCUAACAGAAAUCCCAUAUUUUGGAGAACCAACAUCUAAUAUUACUCUACUUUCAUUAGUCCAUAAUAUAAUCCCAGAAAUAAAUGCAGAGGUGUUACAGUUUUACCCUGCUCUUGAGAGUUUAGAUCUCAGCUCAAAUAUUAUAUCAGAAAUCAAGACAUCUUCAUUUCCACGAAUGCAGCUUAAAUACCUGAAUUUGAGUAAUAACAGGAUAACCACCUUGGAGGCUGGUUGUUUCGAUAAUUUAUCGAGUUCCUUGUUAGUGGUAAAGUUAAACCGGAACCGAAUUAGCAUGAUUCCCCCUAAGAUCUUCAAGCUACCUCACCUCCAGUUCUUGGAACUUAAAAGGAACAGGAUUAAAAUUGUGGAAGGUCUUACAUUCCAAGGGCUUGACUCCUUAAGAUCUUUGAAAAUGCAGCGGAAUGGAAUUAGCAAACUUAAGGAUGGAGCAUUUUUUGGCUUGAAUAACAUGGAAGAGCUAGAACUGGAACAUAAUAAUCUUACACGAGUGAACAAGGGGUGGUUAUAUGGCUUGCGAAUGUUACAACAGCUCUAUGUGAGCCAGAAUGCUAUUGAAAGAAUCAGCCCUGAUGCAUGGGAGUUCUGCCAAAGACUAUCCGAACUUGAUUUGUCUUAUAACCAGCUUACCCGCCUGGAUGAAUCUGCCUUUGUGGGUCUGAGCUUACUGGAGAGAUUGAAUUUAGGGGACAACAGAGUCAGUCACAUUGCUGAUGGUGUGUUUAGGUUUCUUUCCAAUCUUCAGACACUAGACUUAAGAAACAAUGAAAUUUCAUGGGCCAUAGAAGAUGCUAGUGAAGCCUUUGUUGGACUCACAAGUCUCAAUAAAUUAAUCUUACAAGGAAACCAGAUUAAGUCAAUUACAAGGAAAGCAUUCAUUGGUCUUGAAUCCCUUGAGCAUCUAGAUUUGGACAACAAUGCUAUAAUGUCUAUCCAAGAAAAUGCUUUUUCUCAAACUCACUUGAAAGAACUGAUUCUGAACACAAGCAGUUUGCUCUGUGACUGCCAUUUGAAGUGGUUUCUUCAAUGGCUGGUUGAUAAUAACUUUGAACGUUCUGUGAAUGUAAGCUGUGCACACCCCGAAUGGCUAGCAGGGCAAAGCAUCCUGAAUGUGGAUCUGAAAGAUUUCGUCUGUGAUGAUUUUCUCAAGCCACAGAUAAGGAUACAUCCUGAAACCAUAGUUGCUCUAAGAGGCAUGAACGUGACUCUGACAUGCACUGCAGUAAGCAGUAGUGAUUCACCCAUGUCCACUAUGUGGCGCAAAGACAGUGAAAUCCUUUAUGAUGUGGAUAUUGAGAAUUUUGUUCGUUAUCGGCAGCAAGCUGGAGAAGCUCUGGAAUAUACUAGCGUCUUACACCUUUUCAAUGUGAAUUUCACUGAUGAAGGAAAAUAUCAGUGUAUUGUUACUAAUCACUUUGGUUCUAAUUAUUCCCAGAAAGCCAGACUGACUGUGAAUGAGAUGCCGUCUUUUCUGAAAACUCCAAUGGAUCUAACUAUUCGCACUGGUGCCAUGGCCAGAUUAGAAUGUGCUGCAGAGGGGCACCCUGCCCCUCAGAUUUCCUGGCAGAAAGAUGGUGGUACUGACUUUCCUGCAGCUCGAGAAAGACGCAUGCAUGUCAUGCCCGAGGAUGAUGUGUUCUUCAUUGCCAACGUGAAAAUAGAAGAUAUGGGAAUCUAUAGCUGCAUGGCACAAAAUAUAGCAGGAGGCCUCUCAGCAAAUGCGUCGCUAACAGUGUUAGAGACGCCCUCAUUUAUUAGACCCCUGGAGGACAAGACAGUUACCCGAGGUGAAACAGCGGUUUUACAGUGCAUAGCUGGAGGGAGUCCUGCCCCUCGCCUCAACUGGACUAAAGAUGAUGGACCACUGCUGGUGACGGAACGACAUUUCUUUGCUGCAGCCAACCAGCUUCUCAUCAUUGUAGAUGCUGGGCUAGAAGAUGCUGGGAAAUAUACCUGCAUUAUGUCUAACACCCUUGGGACAGAACGUGGCCAUAUUUACCUUAAUGUCAUUUCAUCCCCCAAUUGUGACUCUUCCCAGAGUAGCAUUGGGCAUGAAGAUGAUGGCUGGACCACUGUUGGCAUUGUCAUCAUUGUUGUGGUCUGCUGUGUUGUGGGUACCUCUUUGAUCUGGGUCAUUGUUAUUUACCACAUGAGAAGGAAAAAUGAAGACUAUAGUAUCACGAACACAGAGGAGCUCAAUCUGCCUGCAGAUAUUCCCAGCUACUUGUCUUCCCAGGGAACACUGUCUGAGCCACAGGAAGGCUACAGCAACUCUGAGGCAGGCAGUCAUCAGCAACUUAUGCCUCCUGCCAAUGGAUAUAUACACAAAGGCACUGACGGUGGCACUGGUACUCGGGUGAUCUGCUCAGAUUGUUAUGACAAUGCCAACAUCUACUCCAGGACCCGAGAAUACUGUCCAUACACCUAUAUUGCUGAGGAGGAUGUUCUAGAUCAGACACUGUCCAGCCUCAUGAUCCAGAUGCCCAAAGAGACUUACUUGGUACACCCUCCCCAAGAUGCUACUGUCCUGGAGAGCCUAAUAUCAUCAGCAGACAGAGAACUAUCUGCCUUUCCUACCAACCACGAGAGGAUAAAUGAGAAGAAGCUUUCCUGUACACAGAUGAGCAGUGAAACGUUGCAGCGGCCUUUGUGGAAUUCAAACAGAGAAUUAGGCCUGCCUCAUCCUUCCUUUUCUCAGCAGCCAGUCCUUGAGUCACCACCACUUCAUCAAAAGGAGGUCUUGGCAGAGAGAGAUCCAGACUUCUCAGCUUCCCCCAUGUCAUGCCACAUGUUACAGGACCACGCUUUUGAUUUUAGUAGGACUCGGAGCAUUCAAGACGGUAGUGAGGGCACAUGAAACUCACUUCAGGAUGAAAUCUGGGCAGAGACUCAAAUUAAUUAAUUUUGUAUUUACUACCUCAGAGUUCAGAAGAAACCCCAAAGUCAGCAUAUGUUUUACUCUGUUUACAAUUAUAUCUGACCACACCAAGAUGGGCCAGGCAUUUGUUUGGGCUUUUACUUGGCAAAGAAAGGGUAACAGCUGACAAAUGGGUACAUCUACUUGAAAAUGUACAGCACUGAUAGUGGAAGAUAUGGGGGAGAUGUGCUUCCUGAUGGUUACAUGGGGGGAGUGCCUGUUAGGAAGAGUCUCAUUGCUGCUUAACAGAGCUGGAUUGUCCCAAUCCUCAGAGUGAUCCUGAGAAAACAUCACUACUUUGAUGUCCUACUUUGCCUUCUAAGGAGCAAAAAUAUCUUUGGAGCCCUCUGGAAAGUGUGCAUGGGAUUCUUCGGUGGUUUUAAGCAGAUAGUUGAGACUGGAGCUUUGAUAUUCAAGGUCUUCGGCAAGAAUCCUAGGCUUGACCAGCUGGUUACCAGGUCAAAGGUUUUUUGUAUUCUUGUGAAUUUUCUUUUUGUCCCUAUUCCCCGGGGACCUCAUUGUAAAUAUAUGUGCAUUUAUAAAUAAUUUUCUAUCCAUUGACUAUAAGUGUUGGCUGCAAUGUAAAUAUUUUUGAUAUGCCAAAUUAUGUGUAAUAUCAUUAUAAUGUUGACAGUAGCUUCUCACAUCACAGACAGAUUUUGUAUAACUUGGUUUAGUGAGAUCUAAAAACUUUGUUUACAGUUUUAAAAUCUUAAUCAUUAAGAAUUAUAUGUAUGGGGCAGGGUAACUAGUGAUUGUGUACACACAAACACAGUGUUGGUGUAAUUAACUGCUUUCUUCAUGCCUAGAGGUUCAUACGUCUAGUCUAAUCAUUUGCCAUCUGUUUACAAGUGCAAGGUAAUAAUCCCUUUCUAGCAUAAAAAGGCUUGUCUUACAGAGCCUGGCAGUCUCAUCACAGCUACAUACGCACAUAGGUAGAGAAAAACUUGUUUUAGGAAUAUCUUCUUUCAGCACAGUACUUCAUUGACAGGGAAACCAAAGAUUGCUUCUUUUCUUUUUUUGUUUUGUUUUUAAUUUCCCUUUUUAACAGAGCACAGUAUAUCUUAAGAAGGGAAGAGUGCUCUUGGGAAUAGAAGAACAUGCAGAAAUUCCUAUACUACAAAGCUUUGGAGUGGUCCUUGUUUUGUACAAGUGAUUAUUUAAGCCAAAAAGUUUUCCUAAAUUUUUGAUAGCAAUGAGCUUUAUGUAAACAAAGAAUUUAACACUCUAAUGUAAUGUA
Molecule: messenger RNA, 4694 nt
Organism: Cynocephalus volans (Philippine flying lemur)
Lineage: Eukaryota; Metazoa; Chordata; Mammalia; Dermoptera; Cynocephalidae
Gene: LRIG2
Product: leucine rich repeats and immunoglobulin like domains 2
Exons: 18
Coding region: 200-3394 (1064 amino acids)
Molecular function (GO): protein binding
Source: RefSeq, a predicted model, not a curated record